CCUCCCCUCCCCUCACUCCAUCACACCCCCUCCCCCCUUCCACUCCUUCCCACCCACGCCUUCCUGGGAUUGGAUUGGCUGCAAGUUCAAGUCACGUGAAAUAAUCUGAUUGGUUGGUGACACCUGAUUGCGUCGGUCUCGCUGCCAUUUUGGAUAGGGCAACUUCCCAGGACGCGGCCAUUGAACUGAGCCGAGUUCGACGAUUAAGAUUUGUUUAAUAAAAAUAAAUAAUAAUUAUUACAGAUCUUCAUAUUAUACAGCAAUUGAAACGAUAUUGAUAUUAAAAACGAUAAAGUACUAGCGAUGUGGGCGGGUCUUGUCGAAAUACAAGUAUGGAGGGAAAAAAAUCCCGCCAGUUUUGCUGUAUCAUUUGUUCCAGCACAAUUUAAACUAAAUAAAUAAAGAUUAAUAUCUCAACAUAUAUUUAUCAAUUACGUGUGUUAAUAUAUAUAAAAAACAUGUUUUGACAACAGCUAUUACAUCACCAACCGUCAAGGAUCGAGAGAUACUACUUCCGGUUUUUCCAGCGCGAGCGUUACGCUAGCAAAACUUGCUAACAUAUUUAGCCAGGUAUGUCAGGAAGAUACUAAAAUAAUAACCGCAUAUAUGGAUAUUUCUGUGAAAUAAUUAAAUUGCCAGUUCAUUAAUCUAUCAUGUAAACAAUUUAAAGAAAUCAGAAACCAUUUUGACUGUUAGCUAGUAGGUUGUUUGUGAAGUAGCUAGUUAUGCUAACGUUAGCUAGUUCGCUAAUUCUGCUGUCCUAGCUAGCGCACGAGACGGCUAAUCUCGCAGUUCAUGAUAAAAGGAUUUAUUCUGUUUUUAUGAUAUGAAUGAUGUUUAUGAUAUUAAAACGUCCACGAUUUAGUGAAUAAAGCUACUAAAGUAAUGUAGCAGUUCAGCUACAUGGAGUAAAUUGUGCAUAAUUUACAUUUAAUCUGUUAUAGCUGGGCGAUUUGAUUAAAAAUACCGUAUCGCGAUACUUUAAGUCAUUUCCACGAUACACAAUGUGUAUUACUAUAUUAUAUAUAAAUAUAGAAGACUAUAUAUGUUGUGUUUAAAUAUAUAUGUUGUGAAGAUUUUUAAAAUUGUAGUUUGUAAUUGAUAUAAAAAUACGGACAAUACCUGCGAUAUCUUGAAAAGUGAAAAAUGUGUUUUGAUAUUUUAAUAAUUUAUCAUGAUAUCAGCGUAUUGCGCGGUGUGCUGGUGUGUAAAUUAAGUGUGAUAGCAGUGUGUGUGUGUGUGAGUAAUCAGCAGUGAAUGAAGGAGGCUGGUGAUUAAAUGUCCUCGGCAGGGCCGUGUGGAGGCGUGGAGAUGUCGCGCGUGCCCGCUGUGCCCGCUGUGCCCGCUGUGCCCUGUCCCGUACGCUUGGGCUCCGUCAAAACCGGAGGUGCUGCGGCUCAGCUGCACCAGUUCACCCGGGAGAGAAACCUGCACAAAGCAGAGAAGCUCCUCAAGCGAGGUGUGGAUGUGGACUGUGUGAAUCAUCUCGGUCAGACGUCUCUUUUCUGCACGUCUCUGCUCGGCUUCAGCGCUGUGGCUGAGCUGCUUCUUCAGUACGGAGCCGACCCCAAUCACCGCUGUGAUGACUGGAGCACUCCGGUCCACGCCGCCGUCUUCUCCUGUAACACGUGGCUGCUCAGCGAGCUGCUGGAGGCAGGAGGAGAUCUGCGACUUCACGACGAUCAGGGCAGGACGCCGAGAGACUGGGCCGAGAUCGGAGCUCAGGAGCACAGCGCUAAGAUGGUCAGUUUCAUUAACAGCUGCAUAUCAGUCAUGAGGAAUCUGUCUGAGUCGCAGCCGCCAAGAGAGAGACGCGUCACUCCGACUUCCUCCAAGACUCUCCUGCGCUCGCCGUCGCGCCUGGACUUCCUCAGACCGGUCUCUGACGUGGUUUUUAACAAGAAACCAACCGCGAAAUCAUCCGUCUCUGACACGGUCCAGUGUUUCGGCUUUGGAAAGCUGUGUGUGGAGAAGCCCGGGAUGUCUGCAGGCGUCCUCGCCUCCGUGCCACUAAUAUCAGACUCCGAGUUAUUACAGGCUGAAGACGAAGCUCUGCACUCGUUCCCGUGCGGAUCCUUCACCAAAAUGACCAACUACAGUUGGAGAGGAAGCCGCGUGACGGUGAAGGAGCUGCAGACCGACGACGCGCACCAACACGCCGAGCAACACGGCUUCCCCGACCAGCUCGUCACCGAGCUCGGCUUCUGCUGUCGGCUCUUCCACCCCCACCUUCUGCAGCUGAUGGCAGUGAGCUUUUCUAAUGAUCUCCAGCAGAACAAACUGGUGUACGAGAGAGUGCACGUGGGCUCGCUGUACACGCUGCUGUACCACAAGCGAGCGGAGUUCCCCGUCCUGCAGGUGUACGAGGUUUUGUCACUGAUCCUGCAGGUGUGUGAAGCUCUGUUCUACCUGCACAGCCGAACCCUGGUGCUGCGCUGCCUCUCCUCUCACUCCGUCCUCAUCGUACACCCAGGGGUCGCUAAGGUCACCGGCCUCGGCUUCAUGGUGCCCAGCGAUUGCAGUCCCUCCUCCGCUCUGCCCGUUCCUGUGAUGCUCUAUAACUGGGCGGCUCCUGAAGUGAUCAGGAGGAAAUCAUGCACAGGAAAAGCUGAUCUCUACAGCAUCUGUGCUCUGAUACAGGAGCUUUACACUGACGCCGUUCCGUGGGGUUCUGUGAAUCCAGGCUGGAUAAAGCAGGCCGUAGACGCAGGUCAGUCUCUCGCCGUGGAUCCGGCCGUGCCACAGCCGUAUUACGACCUGCUGCUGAACGGAUUGAAGCCCAGAGCUCAGGAGAGAACCUGCAGCCUCCAGGACCUGAGAUACACACUGCGCUCCGACCUCAGGGAGCUGAGCGAGAGAGGGAGGAGGAGUGAAAUGCGCCCCCUACUGGCCAGGUCAAGCCCAUACAGAUGGAGCACAGAGAGCAGGGAAAACAGAGACACUGAGCAGCCAGAUGAGCAGCAGGUGUUGGAUCAGGACGUGUUGGACCAGCUCCGAGACCUGGACAGCUUCCUGGAGAAAGAAACAAAGCAAACAAGUUCCGUCAGAAAUCUCCAGAACGACAGGAUGGAGAGCCGCACCUCAGCCGACAAGCUCCUGCAGGACAUUUCCUUCCGGGACAUCCUUCCCCUGGAUGAGUGGCGCCUGUCGCCCCGCCCUCCUUCCGUAGAGGAAGAGGACACGGAAGAAGAAGAAGAAGAAGAGAUGAAAGAGCGUCAUGUGGCGACCCAAUCUUCCAUCUCCAACCACAUCAGCUCCAUCGUCCUGAACCUCAAAGUGUCUCAGGUGCUGCUGCAGCAGGUGGAGAGCAGCUUAGAGCUCUCUGAGUCGAGGAUGACGGGAAACACGUGCUCCGGCGUCCCGCAGUUUGACGAGCCGGACGGGUCGGACGGGCGGAGAGAGAGACAGGUGGUGGUGCUGAAAGCAGUGGGACCUCCAUCUAAGUACGUACCCAGUGUGGAGCUUCAGGAGACGGAAGAGGAAGUCACAGAGUUCUGCUCAGCCGGAGAGGAGAGCUUCGAAUGUUCUGAGGCCGAUAAAAACGUCUCUGAGAGAGACAGGAGGACAAGGGGAGGACAGGAGCAGGCAGUCAGAUUUACUGAGGAGUGUGACAGGUUGCGUCAGUCGUCAGCGAGAUGUACAUCACAGGAGCUGACGCAAAACCACCGCGCUGAGCGCAACUGGACCAGUGAGGUGAGUGCGGCAGUGGCCCGGAUGGCGCGGGGUUUCUUGAGCUCUGCAGCAGGGGCGCUGGUGGGGAGCAGUGACAGUGAGGAGGUGCAGGAGCAGCAGCGCCCCCCGGUGGAUGCACGAGAGGACACAGAGCUGGAGCGGCUGUUCAAAAGCUUCGCAGGUGUGCACAGCGAGAGUGAAGAGAGCGCAGACUUCCACACCAUCAAUCACACCUUCACUCUGCCCAACGCUGUGUCAGAGGUCAAAGGUCAACACGGGGAGGACGACUCAGACUCAGACUCGGACUCAGACUCGGACUCGGACUCGGACUCGGACUCAGACUACCCUCAGUCACCUGUGGAACCUUCCAGCAUCUUCUACACUCCAAAACACAACCUGGAAAACACCGGCACUAAAGAGGAGCUUUCACAGACGUCGAAUUCAGGGGAUGAUCCGGACGUGACGAUGGAGGUGUGUCGCCCGAACAUGACCGCAGCGACGACAUUCAGAGAGUGCCGGUCUUCACCCGAGGAGCCAGAACACACUGAAGCAGAAUCAGUACCGCCGUCUGUACACACCACCAGCAGUCACGUGGCAGAUAUAGCCGAUCUCUCCAGCAUCACCUGUUCACCUGCACAGCUGCAGGAGUGGGCGGGGCAGGAUGGAGCUCGGCCCAGCCCACGCAGCACGCAUUUCCCACCAUGCAACAGCACCCCACGGAGCCCGCAUACACACACAGGUCGAGGCUGUAGCGCCCCCCGCAGGGAGGUGUGUGUUUCCCCACUCGUCCCUCACCUGCAGUCUCUGAUGGAGACGUCUCCGUGGCGCAGCGCCGAGUCUCCGUCCCACAGCGAGAGCUACAACACGGCCAGACUGGAGCACACCGACCCGGUACAUCGGUCAGUGCCCGGCGUCCACCAGUCUCCCGCUCAGAGGAGUUCUCCUCAGGGGGAUUCAGACACGCCCAGCUCUGGCAACCCAGAGUUCACUACAGCCAGCUCAGGGGUCAGACACAGUGAGGAGAAGACGAGCCGGGAUCUCACCGACACACCAGGCAGGACGGAGUUAAAACACACAUAA
Molecule: messenger RNA, 4752 nt
Organism: Pangasianodon hypophthalmus (striped catfish)
Lineage: Eukaryota; Metazoa; Chordata; Actinopteri; Siluriformes; Pangasiidae
Product: inactive serine/threonine-protein kinase TEX14
Exons: 23
Coding region: 1279-4752 (1157 amino acids)
Biological process (GO): intercellular bridge organization; protein phosphorylation; mitotic spindle assembly checkpoint signaling
Cellular component (GO): midbody; intercellular bridge; kinetochore
Molecular function (GO): protein kinase activity; protein binding; ATP binding
Source: RefSeq, a predicted model, not a curated record